This is a messenger RNA of Arachis stenosperma, 2397 nucleotides long. Its product is annotated as pentatricopeptide repeat-containing protein At1g05600. The transcript is spliced from 3 exons. The record is from RefSeq and is a predicted model, not a curated record. The coding region runs from base 825 to 2333 and encodes 502 amino acids. NCBI's taxonomy places the organism in Eukaryota, Viridiplantae, Streptophyta, Magnoliopsida, Fabales, Fabaceae. Gene Ontology annotation, molecular function: protein binding.
UUAACCUUGCUAAACCCUAUCAGAGACAACGGCUGCAGCCCCCACCACCAGCUGCCAUUCGCCCUCUUCUCCUCGCUGUAGAAUCUCUGUUCGGACACAUCGCCACUUCACCGUCGCACAUCGGUCAUCUUGUCGGUCGCCUCUUCGGUCACCUCGCUGUUGCUCACCUCUACGGUAAGCACUCCUCGGCCUCCUCCCUUACUAGCCACUGCUUGCUGCUUGCUUGCUUCAGUGCUUCGUCAGUUUUAUUUUUCAAUCUUCAAUGCUUCUUCUCUCGGUCGUUGUCGCCGUCGUUGACCCAACCAGCGUCGGUCACCUCACCCGCGUCCCUCUCCUUGCUACUUCACGGUUGGUCUACUUCGUCUCUGUCGCGGGUUCGCUGCCCAAAUUGCCUUUCUGUUCUGCGCCGCGAGUGAUGUCGCUGUUUGCUUCUUGGACGUCGUCGACGGAAUUUAUAGUUCAUUGAGGGAAGAAGAAAGUAUAGGUGGUUUUUCUGCACUUAGAAAUGUGGGAAAACCUAAAAAGGAUGGUAUUCUUGGAACUGCAAGCACCCCUAAGCAGCUGCACUCAUUAUGGAUAAAGGAAUUAGCAAAGGUUCUUGAAUCACCUCUGGAUAGAUGCAGGAGUGUGUGAGGUAGUGAAACACCUAAAUAUCACUUAUUUUUAUAGUGAAACAUUCACUUAACUUAUGGUCAUUGUUAUGUUUUGUGUGUAUCAGUAGAACUAGUUCAUGUCGAGUUAAAAAUGUUAUUAGCUAAUUUUUUGGGGGAGUGAGAGCGAAAGAGAGAAGUUUUAGUGCUUUGUGUUGAAUAAUUCUAAGUUACAUGGCUACAAGAUGGCCAAGGGUGUUAACACCCACUUACCUUUCUCAGAUUAUAAGAACCCAAAAGAACCCUUCAAAGGCUCUUCAAAUUUUCAAUGAUGCCAAAACCAAGUACCCUAAUUACUCCCACAAUGGUCCUGUCUAUGCAACCAUGAUCAGCAUCCUUGGAGCUUCAGGGAGGAUCAAUGACAUGAGGAGUUUGAUUGAGCAGAUGAGGGAGGAUUCAUGUGAGUGCAAAGAUUCAAUCUUUGUGUCUGCUAUCAAGACGUAUGUGAAAGCUGGGAUGCUAGAUGAAGCUGUCUCUUUGUAUAGGGAUAUUCCUCGCUUUAAUUGUGUGAAUUGGACUGAAUCUUUCAAUACCCUGAUGGAGAUAAUGGUGAAUGAGGACCGGCUUGAAUCUGCUUACCGGCUCUUUGUAGAGAGCUCUUGUGGCUGGGCGGUGAAGUCUCGUGUUCCAGCCUUGAACUUGUUUAUGUAUGCUCUCUGCCAGAAGGGCCGCUCUGAUUUGGCGUUGCAGAUAUUCCAGGAGAUGGAUUUUCAAGGUUGCUACCCGAAUAGGGACAGCUAUGUGAUCUUGAUGAAGGGAUUGUGCCAUGAUAUGAGGUUACAUGAGGCCACACAUCUUUUGUAUUCAAUGUUUUGGAGAAUAUCGCAAAAAGGUAACGGUGAGGAUAUUGUAGUUUAUAGAACACUUUUGGAUGCUUUGUGUGAUGAGGGAAAAUUCGAUGAAGCUAUGGAGAUUCUAGGUAAAAUCUUGAGGAAAGGACUGAAAGCACCCAAGCGAUGUUAUAACCGACUUGAUCUUGGUCAGUGUCGUGAUGGUAAAGAUAUAGAAGGCAUUAAACGCUUGAUUCAUGAAGCUUUAGUCAGGGGCUCAGUUCCUAGUUUGGCAAGUUAUACAGCCAUGGCUGUUGAUUUAUACAGCGAAGGGAAAAUCGACGAGGCCGAUAAAGUUAUUAUUGAAAUGCAGAGCAAAGGAUUUAAACCAGCACACACUAUCUUUGAGGCAAAGGUAGCUGCAUUGUGCAAGGUUAGUGAAGUGGAUGAAGCUAUAAAGGCAAUUGAGGAGGACAUGGUGGAAGCAAAUUGUCUUCCAACUGCUAGAAUGUACACUAUUCUCUUGAAAAACCUUCAUAAUCUCGGAUUAUUAACGGCGGUGCUCAAGAGUUUGAAUAAGAUGUCAAAAACAGUAGGUUUCAAUACUGACAAGGAAACUUAUUGCAUUUUGUUGGAAAUGCUUUGUCAUGAAAGGAGAUAUCUUGAAGCAAGCGAAAUUAUGGAAAAAAUGUCACAUAAAUCAUAUUGGCCAUGUGAAGACAGUUACAAUUCACUGAUUAAGGGUCUUUGCGGUCUUGGAAGACAAUAUGAAGCUGUUAUGUGGUUGGAGGAAAUGAUAAGCCAAGGAAAGUUUCCAGAAGUUUCUGUAUGGUAUUCAUUGACAUCUUUGUUUUGUGUCUCGGAUAAGAUGGAAGUGUAUAAUGAGACAUUUAGCUGCCUAACAAGUUUAUGAUUCUUUUACUGUUGUAGUUGUAUAAUAACUAAAUUACUAGAAUACUAUACUUCAAAUUCUUUUA